UUGCCGAUUGUUCUCUUAGUGUAAUAACCGGCUACAGUAACUUCAAACUGCAGUAAUUCUGCUACUGGUUAGAAGAUAAAAACAAACACCUGCCGUCUGUGGAUAUACCUGCACUAUCAACAUGCAUGUGAUCAAGCGAGAUGGACACCAGGAGAAAGUCAGCUUUGACAAAAUCACAUCUCGCAUCCAGAAGCUUUGCUAUGGACUCAACUCUGACUUUGUGGACCCAGCUCAGAUCACAAUGAAGGUGAUCCAGGGUCUGUACAGUGGGGUCACCACUGUGGAGCUGGACACUCUUGCAGCAGAAACUGCUGCUACUCUCACCACCAAACAUCCUGACUAUGCAAUCCUGGCUGCACGCAUCGCUGUGUCCAACCUGCACAAAGAGACAAAAAAAGUAUUCAGCGAUGUGAUGGAGGAUCUGUACAACUACAUCAAUCCACUGAAUAAACGUCACUCCCCUAUGAUAUCGAAGGAGACACUCGAUAUUAUCCUUGAAAACAAGAAUCGCCUCAACUCUGCCAUCAUUUACGACAGAGACUUUUCUUACAACUUUUUUGGCUUUAAGACCCUUGAAAGGUCAUAUUUGUUGAAGAUUAAUGGCAAAGUUGCUGAGAGGCCCCAGCAUAUGCUGAUGAGGGUGUCUGUUGGGAUUCAUGAAAGAGACAUCGAUGCAGCCAUUGAGACUUACAACCUGCUGUCUGAGAAGUGGUUCACUCAUGCCUCCCCAACACUGUUCAAUGCUGGCACCAACAGACCACAGCUGUCAAGUUGUUUCCUGCUGUCCAUGAAGGAUGAUAGCAUCGAGGGAAUUUAUGACACGCUGAAACAGUGUGCACUCAUCUCCAAAUCAGCAGGAGGUAUUGGACUGGCUGUCAGCUGCAUUAGAGCAACAGGCAGCUAUAUUGCUGGGACUAAUGGUACUUCAAAUGGCCUGGUUCCUAUGCUUCGAGUAUACAACAACACAGCACGCUAUGUUGACCAGGGUGGCAACAAGAGACCCGGUGCGUUCGCUGUCUACAUCGAGCCAUGGCAUUUCGAUGUGUUUGAGUUUUUAGAGUUAAAGAAGAACACGGGUAAAGAAGAACAGAGGGCCAGAGACCUGUUCUUCGCCCUGUGGAUCCCAGACCUCUUUAUGAAACGAGUGGAAAGCAAUGGGGAUUGGUCACUGAUGUGUCCUAGUGAGUGUCCUGGCCUGGAGGAGUGUUGGGGAGAAGAGUUUGAGAAGCUUUAUACUCAAUAUGAGAAGGAAGGCAGGACCAGGCGUGUGGUGAAGGCUCAGCAGCUGUGGUACGCCAUCAUUGAGUCACAGACAGAGACGGGUACGCCGUAUAUGCUCUACAAGGACGCCUGCAAUAGGAAGAGCAACCAGCAGAAUCUGGGAACCAUCAAAUCCAGCAAUCUGUGCACAGAGAUCGUAGAGUACACUAGCAAGGAUGAGGUUGCCGUCUGUAACUUAGCAUCUAUUGCUCUCAACAUGUACGUCACCCCUGAAAGGACCUUCGACUUCAAAAAGCUUGCAUCUGUCACCAAAGUCAUUGUCAGGAACCUGAAUAAGAUUAUUGAUAUUAACUACUACCCAGUGCCAGAGGCUGAAAGGUCAAAUAAGCGUCACAGACCCAUUGGCAUUGGUGUGCAGGGCCUGGCUGAUGCCUUCAUUCUCAUGCGUUUCCCAUUUGAAAGCCAGGAAGCACAGUUACUGAACAUUCAGAUCUUUGAGACAAUCUACUACGCUGCACUAGAGGCCAGCUGUGAACUGGCAGCUGAAGUCGGCCCAUAUGAAACGUACGCUGGUUCUCCAGUCAGCAAAGGAAUCCUUCAGCAUGAUAUGUGGAACAAAACCCCAACAGAUUUGUGGGACUGGGAAGUCUUGAAGCAGAAGAUUGCUAAGCAUGGAGUGAGGAACAGCCUGCUCUUGGCCCCGAUGCCUACAGCUUCCACUGCCCAGAUCCUGGGCAACAACGAGUCCAUUGAGGCUUACACCAGCAACAUUUAUACCCGCAGGGUGCUCUCAGGAGAAUUUCAGAUUGUGAAUCCUCACUUGUUGAAGGAUCUCACAGAAAGGGGACUGUGGAGUGACGAAAUGAAGAACCAGCUAAUUGCUCAGAAUGGGUCCAUCCAGGACAUCGAGGAGAUCCCUGAUGAUCUGAAACAGCUUUAUAAAACCGUGUGGGAAAUCUCCCAAAAAACUGUCAUCAAGAUGGCAGCAGACCGUGGCGCCUACAUUGACCAGAGCCAGUCCCUAAAUAUCCACAUCGCUGAGCCGAACUACGGCAAACUAACCAGCAUGCACUUCUACGGAUGGAAGUUGGGUCUGAAAACUGGCAUGUACUACCUGCGGACAAAGCCUGCUGCCAACCCCAUUCAGUUCACUCUGAAUAAGGAGAAACUAAAGGAGGUUCAGUCUGCAAAAAGCACAGAGGAGGAGACCAAAGAGCGAAACACUGCCGCCAUGGUCUGCUCCUUAGCAAACAGAGACGAGUGCUUGAUGUGUGGUUCCUAAGCACUUUUUACCACUUCCUCGUUAUAACAUUUAGAGCUUCUUCACGGCAGAUAUUUUGUCUUUUUAUAGCAGGAAAAGCACUGGUGUUCCUGAUUUGACAAACCAUGGCUCUGUUUCAUUUAAGUGUGUCUAAAAGCCAUCAUGUACAAAACUGAGACCCUAAAACUGAAGCACCUUCAUGGAAUGCAGCCAUGGUAAAUAAUUUCAGUUCCACCUGUGUGUUAUGCUGUGUUUGCUGUGAAAAAGAUCUAUUGUUCCAAACAUCUGGUGCUCUAAUGCAUAUGUUGUCUCCUGAAGUGUUUUUACAUUCACCAAUGUUUUCUAUUCACAAAGCAUUGCCCUUUUUAUUUAAUAUUUUUGUAUCAUGAAUUGUGGGGUAUGAAUGUUUUGUAUAGAAUUAAUGGGGUACAAUAAAUUAAUACUUAACCUUACUUUUUUAUCAGUA
Sphaeramia orbicularis (orbiculate cardinalfish) is the source of this 2948-nucleotide messenger RNA. RefSeq names its product ribonucleoside-diphosphate reductase large subunit-like. Lineage: Eukaryota; Metazoa; Chordata; Actinopteri; Kurtiformes; Apogonidae. Gene Ontology annotation, molecular function: ATP binding; ribonucleoside-diphosphate reductase activity, thioredoxin disulfide as acceptor. The transcript has 19 exons. The coding region runs from base 122 to 2503 and encodes 793 amino acids. Gene Ontology annotation, biological process: deoxyribonucleotide biosynthetic process. The record is from RefSeq and is a predicted model, not a curated record. Gene Ontology annotation, cellular component: ribonucleoside-diphosphate reductase complex.